UUCACGAAUGAUCAUGUUAAUAAUAUUAACUUACUCUUUAUUUAUAAAUACUAGUUUUAUACAAUCAUUACAAUUAUUAAAGUUAUGGACAAUCAUUAUUGCAUCAAGAAUAUCAGAAAUUCAGUUAAUAAAAUUGAUUAAUGGUAUAACCGAGUACGAUCAAAAAUUAACAUCAUUUCCAAGAUAUUUGUUAAUUCACCGACUUUUACCGAAGAAAAACUAUUGGAACACAAUUUUCAUGUUCACGUUAAUUUAUUAUAUUUUAAUAACAAUACUUUUUAUGAACAUAUGGCCACCGAAGUCAAUAGACAUGAUUUCUAUUGCUGUUUAUUUCAUUCGGUUAGAAUUCAUCACGGAUGUUUCACUAACGUUAUCUUCGUAUUUUUUCCUACAACAAUUGGAGUAUAGAUUCGAAAUGUUAAAUUAUUCUUGGAAAUAUCUUUUUCCUGAAUUUCUAACCGCUCCUGGUGAAUUUACACAUUCCAUAACAGGAAUGACGCUGGAUAAAAUACGGCUGUUACACACCGAGCUAUCAGACCUAUUAAGAAUAUUCAGCGAGGGUUACGGAAAGAUACUAUUAGGAUACUUCGUAUUCAAUUAUAUAGAUAUGCUACUUGGUUUUUAUUAUUCAAUUAUUUUUACUAAAAAUAUAAAAAUAUAUCAUUUUCACAAUUUUAUAAGAAAAUGUGUACCAUACAUUUUCCAACUACAGAAUUCCAUAUUGGUUUUAUCCAUCAUUAUUGCUGCAUCACGUGUCCGUGAAAAGAAACGGAAGAUGAUAUCACAUUUACGAUUAAUAAGGAUUUCAAAUUUAUCAGCCAACCUAAAAAUACAAAUUAAAUUGUUUAUGAACCAAAUAUCAGUUCUUGAAUCAAGCGAAAUCACAGCUUUUGGAAUUUUCAACAUAAAUUUAAAUCUUGUUGUAUCAAUAAUUACCUUACUUAUAACUGGUUUAGUUACAAUAAUACAAAUGAAACAACAUCCAAUUAUGUCAAAAAUUGAAGAGAAUAUAAAUACAUUUUUACAAAACAUAAGUGUCGGAAAUACGACUUAUUGAAAAUGUAAGGCUACAAUUCGAUUGCGCACAUAUAUUUUUAUACCUCUGACAAAAAUCCCUAGUUUUAAAAAUAAAUACUGAAAUAUUUUAUUUUUCACUUAAACAUGCUUAAGAUAUUCUGCUCAAACAAGCGAAUAAAAAAUCAAAAAAAUAUGCUUCAUCCUCAAAAACGUGUUAAAAAAAUUUGAGUUAUUUUAAGUUUUUAAACGCAAAUAUAAUUAUGUUUUUUUCAUCACUGAGAAUUUAUUAAAUGCAAAUGAAGGUCA
Molecule: messenger RNA, 1323 nt
Organism: Rhopalosiphum maidis (corn leaf aphid)
Lineage: Eukaryota; Metazoa; Arthropoda; Insecta; Hemiptera; Aphididae
Exons: 5
Coding region: 8-1057 (349 amino acids)
Biological process (GO): sensory perception of taste
Cellular component (GO): membrane
Source: RefSeq, a predicted model, not a curated record